This is a messenger RNA of Symbiodinium sp. CCMP2592, 1974 nucleotides long. Lineage: Eukaryota; Dinophyceae; Suessiales; Symbiodiniaceae. The record is from the annotation of a GenBank genome assembly.
AUGAGAUGGUGCCUGCAGGAGCAAGCCAUACGCAUUGAGUACAGCGAACCAGGCAGUCUUAACCAGGGCGAGUUUGAUUUGGUCAAGAUCUCCUCCUGGAAUGGAAAUCGCAUAGUGACAAAGAGUUACGGUGGCUGCAAGGUGGAUUACUCGGUGACGUGCAUUGGAACGUCGGUGUCCUUGGUCUUGGAAGAUUCCUGUGGUACUCGGAGUGACACCAGGCCGAUUUCUAAAUAUCGGACGACAGAGCUCCACACCUCCUCGUUCACUUUUUCGCAUCUACUACGAGAUCCUGACAAAGAGAUCGAACUGCACCUGCCUAUCAAAAAGCGUUUGGUGAUGCACGGGGACGGUUCCACGGUCACCUUCAGGCGGAUAGAGCCUCUUCCCUUGGAGGAGCAGCUGAAGAAUCCGACCCAGCUGCGUUUCUUUGCAAGUGUCCCACGAUUAGCAAGCUGUCUUCCAGAGCCUGGCGAUCACAUCUUUCGCCCCCAAAGGAAUACAACCAGCUUCAGCGCAGAAAAAUGCUCCGCAUGCUACAACUUCCUCGAGUCCAGCUUGAAGGAUAUGACGCAGUGCUCUACCGCCGAGACGACGGCAAGCCGCAUCCGUUGCAAGCAGUUCGCUGCGAGAGUCAAGCAGGAGGACGAGGGCGUGCAGUCAACUCUCAAGAAGAGCAUGGAGCAUCGGGGCAAUGACGUCACUAUGGAGCUGGCCUGGCAACUGGGUUGUCAGGAUUUGGGCUGCUGUCCCCUGGAUCCUGACACCGCAGAGCUGCUGGCUGCACAGGCGAAGAGCAUCCACGCCAGGGAGAAGUAUGGAGAAGCAGCCAGGGCCAGACGGCACGAGGAGGUUGGCAAACUCAAGCAAGAAGGGCUGGCAGAACAUGUCUUGAACGACCCUGACACACGACAACACUUGGAAACUUUGAUGAGGAUGCAGGCCGGACACGCGCGAAAACAGCUGAAAAAGGAGAAGAGCAGGAAGCAGCUGAAGAAGGAUCCUGACGAAGCUUCUGCACCUGCCCAUGCCCAGGUGCCUCUCACAGAUGAAGAUUGCUCAUGGAACUUUCGCAAAGCUCGAUGCGAGCCCAAGUACGCUUGUGCGUACAAGUACCGUUUCGGAGACUUGAAGAUCAAACAGAGUUGCCGAUUGACAGUCAAGAAGUUUCGACCAACACGCAAUGAGGAUUGCCUCUGGGAUUAUGCUGAGGUCAGAUGCAAGAAUCCCUUAUACUGCUCACGUCAGUGCAAACUGUCGAGUGGCGACCUGAACUUGGACAUGUGCUGCAAGCUGCGCAAGAAAGCCUUGGACGAGACGGCCAACGAUGGGGCUCCGAUAGACUCUUCCACGACGACCUUCACAACGAGUAUUUUCGGAGGCAAUGCUGCGAUCACCCGCGAGGAGGACGAGGACGUAGAUGACGAAAUAGGGCUGAUGGCGGACGUGGAAAAUGAAGAUGAGUACGAUUCCUUCUUGAAUGAUGUCGUCAACAGCAUUUACGAAGACAAGGAUAUCGGGCUCGAAGCCGAUCCAGAAUGGACCACGAAAGCGGAUCAGAACGGCGACGACAUCGGUCUUGAAGCCGACACGAUCGAAGACGAUUCGGACGAUGGCAACGCAGGAGAGAAGGACGGCGAAGCCGAGGGCCUCUGCACCGGCCAGUCGGAUCGAGAUGCCCUCAAAGGAUCAAAAGUCCCCGAGCUGCUGGAAAAGAUCGGAAGACAGAGCUGGAGCACCUUCAAAUUCAAAAUCGUCAGGGAGACUUCGUUGAAGCUGCACAAGGAGAAGCUGGGCUUGUCAGAGCUUUGUGCAACAUGCUUCGUCGACGUGUCGGAUUGCAGCACGAAGCAGUGCUUCUCUUUGCUUGCGACGAAAGGAAAGGAACACCCAGAAUCUCAAGCUUGUAUCGAGGAGCACUGCACACCGGCUCUUCUGCAAUGCGCUGGCCUUCCCAAGGAAGAGUUGCCAUAG